GAGAGAGAGAGAGAGAGAGAGAGAAAGAGAGAGAGGGCGCUUUUCCGUGAGCUGAUAGAACUGAGAAGAAAACCCCUGCAGGAAGGAAAAAAGAUGGACGAUUACACUAGAGAGAUGAUGGACCUGAAGACCCUGGUCACUCGUACCCUAGAAAAGAAGGGCGUCCUCGCCAAGAUCCGGGCCGAACUUAGAGCAAGUGUAUUUGAGGCAAUUGAAGAAGAGGAUAAGGCAAUUGAGACGGAAGAAGGUUUGCCUCCUGCACUUUUGGGUAGCUGCAAUGAUCGUGCGAAACAACUGCAUGCUUCUCCUUCAGGGAGGCUUUUAACUUCACUAAUAUGUGAAUACUUGGAUUGGGCACAACUGAAUCACACAAUAAAAGUUUAUUUGCCAGAGUGCAAUUUGCAAAAGGAUUUUUGGAGAUCUGAGUUGAAAGAAUUUAGUAGCAAGAAUGGAUAUGAUCUUAACAGGAAUGGAGACAGUGCUCCUUUGCUUUUGGAUGUCCUUGAAGGCUUCUUGAAAUAUGAGAAUUUAUCUCAAGCAAGAGGUAUUGGAAGGAGAGUGAAUCCUGAAACUGAAUCCUCUUCCAAUUUAGAAACUCGGAAUGUUAGGAGACCUUCCUCAUCAUCUAUCGCCGGGGGCUUACCUCCACUAGGAAGGCUGGUUCCAUCUUCCCAGGCAUCUGAUCGGAGAGCAGGGUCCUCCAUCUCAGGCUACAGGAAAGAUGAAUAUAAUUGGAGAUAUGAUGGUGAUGAGCUUCCAGAUGAUGUAAUCCGUGCUUCCACGGCCUUGGAAAACCUUCAGUUGGACAGAAAAGCUCGAAAUCUAACUACUUCUUGGCGGCAUGCAGGGGAUGGAAUCUCUGAGGACAAUGGGAGGGUAGACCAGAUGUAGCUGGAUGAAAUCCGGACACACUCCUUUUUCCAUGUAUUCUAUUUGUCGUGCAUCAAUGUGUUAUGUCAUCAGUUGCCGGUAGUGAUGUUAUGUAAGAUUUUCCUAUACAUUGUGUAUUGGCGUUUUAGUGAUUUGUAUGAGCUUUCUUUUUCUUUCCCCUUUUCCAUUUUCUUUCUGUUCUUCUCUCUUCAAUGCUUUGAUAUGUUCCAAUUAGGAUCACAUUUUCUGUAUUCAACAAGGACAAAACCCCAUUUUUUUCUUAAUGAUAGCUAGAAUUCAAAUGCUUCUUGUUAUAAUGAUUUUUAGUUAGAGAUGGAAAAUGUGAUUUGUG
Molecule: messenger RNA, 1222 nt
Organism: Ilex paraguariensis (yerba mate)
Lineage: Eukaryota; Viridiplantae; Streptophyta; Magnoliopsida; Aquifoliales; Aquifoliaceae
Source: the annotation of a GenBank genome assembly